Molecule: messenger RNA, 627 nt
Organism: Rhagoletis zephyria (snowberry fruit fly)
Lineage: Eukaryota; Metazoa; Arthropoda; Insecta; Diptera; Tephritidae
Product: cytochrome b5 domain-containing protein 1-like
Source: RefSeq, a predicted model, not a curated record
AUGCGCUAUUACUUAUUCGACGAAGUGGUGUUGCACAACAAAAAAGAUGAUUUCUGGGUUGUGUUGCACGGCAAUGUGCUAAAUCUGACGCCGCUUAUGAAAGAUCGAUGCGAUCACUGGAAUAGCAAUCUGGAAUAUUUACUCGCCUUCGGUGGCAAGGAUCUUUCGCAUUUCUUCGAGGAGACACUAAUGCCCAAAACCGAAGCUUCGCCGGUAACCGGCCGGCCGCGUCUACUCUUUCCACCUAUCCUAGAAACGGCGCUCAGCGAAAUGUGCAAGACAAAGGGCAAACUGUGGAGUCAGGAUCCAAUGUAUCAUAUCGGCCGCUUGACGAGGCGUGAUCGGCGCGUACGCAUCAUCAAUACACUCACCGGCACCACACAGCUGAUGAAGGUGUGCGAUGAGGAUACCAUUUAUGAUAUACAAUGCAAAUACAAGCAAUUGUAUAACCAUCAUGCCGGUAGCUACGUGUGGCGGAAAUUAUCGAAUAGGCUUCAAUGCGGCGUUAAAUUAAAUUUAAAAGGUACUUUGGACGAAAAUGGCUUGGUUGAAGAGGAAAAUUGUAAUUAUGAUCUGCCACCACCAUCAAUUUGGCUCUACUAUACCAAUGAUGUGACAAUCGCGUAA